This is a messenger RNA of Diversispora eburnea, 316 nucleotides long. NCBI's taxonomy places the organism in Eukaryota, Fungi, Glomeromycota, Glomeromycetes, Diversisporales, Diversisporaceae. The record is from the annotation of a GenBank genome assembly.
AUGACUCGUAAACAAAAUCGAACAUGUGAAAGCUGUGUGUUUACAUAUUCAACACCCCAAAAACUUAGAACACAUUAUGCUAGUACAAGAAAUCCAUGCCGUCCACAAGAUUUACCAAAUCAAGAUCCAGUUCCACCACCCGAUCCAGAAAUAGAAUAUCUCGAUGCAUUGGGGUUAUUUGAUUCCUCAGAAAUUGGUGAAAGCAGUCAUUCAGAGGCUAACUUAUCUCCAGAGGUUGAAAGAGAAUACCUUGAAGCAUUAGGAAUAUUAGAACCUAUUUCGCAAUUUCAUCAAAUGGAUAUUAUUAGUUUAGGAU